AUGGUACACAAAGCCAAGGACUUGCGAAACCAUCGAUUCCUUUCUCCACAAGUUUCGGAACAGGAGACAGCACUAGACCUUACUACGCAUCAUCCUACAUUAUCAAUGCCUAGCACUCCUUGUGAGUCACAAAUCAGUAAUUCUAGGCAUAAAGACAAAAAAGUUGAAUUUUCGAACUUCAACCAAUAUAGCAGUCCCCCGACAAUUACAAACGAUGAAAUUGGGCAAUAUAGCAAGAUAAUAAUCCGUCCAUUACUUCCAUCUGCGGAACGUCAGCCACCAAAAGGAAUUCUAAAGGUCAGAAAUGCACAAAUCUCACCAACUAAGCGUCAACGAGAAUCUUUCUUAAGUAUGCUACAAUCAUCCCUCAAGGUCCUCGCUGGAAACGAUAUAUGCUUUAAGAGAGACACAUAUAUCAAUCUAUCAGACACCAUCCGGGCUUGCGAAAAUGUGCCUGAUGUGAAAUUAUUGAGAAAUAACAUGGUUGAACUUUGUCAGUAUAUCGAGCGAGAUAUAACGACAGGUAAUGAUGGAAACCCAAAUUCAAGUCUCGUCGUCCAUGCCUUGAUUCUGAUCAGCAGUUUGCAAUUUAACCCACAAGUUGCCACCAGCUUUCCCAUCAAGUUUCAAGCAAAAAUUGUCGAAUAUUCCAUUAAGGCAUUAGAGGAGCCAGUAACAUCAAAGGAGGUAACUAAAAAUAUUUUAUUUGUCCUUGCAUAUCAAAGGUUUCUAUCCAAAAUAUUAAGUUUAGAAAGGGUUGGAAAGUUGAUCAAUGUAUUACACACUUCCAAUAGGCAAAAUGGGGGUAAAAGUAUUACCAUAGGUCGGAUAAGAGUCUACCGAAAUCUACUUCAAACUUCUAAGCCGAGUAUGGCAAUAUAUACCGCAUGGAUAAAGGACCUUCUAUUCGACAUGAAUAGCAACCUCCGAGAAAUCAAGAAUUCUGCAAUUUCAUUCGGGUUCGAAGCUGCAAUUGAAGUUGGGGCUGAACGUAACGUUUCAAGCACCCUUUUUACGUUGUUAAAAUCUGAAGUUAAUAAUGAAGGUUUAUAUGGAGAAAUCUACUCACGAAUACUGAUGGAAAAAGUCAAGACCGAAAACCUGGCAUGUGUACCUCAAAUUUGGAGCGUACUAAUUCUUCUAUUGCGAAAUAAGCCAGAAGCAUAUUUUCAAUCAAAAUUUAUGCAUUCAUUCCUAGGGGUUCUUACUCUUUGCUUCAAUGUAAAAAAUAUUCAGAUACAAAAGGAAGCCCGUUAUGCAUGGAAUCGUUUCAUAUUUGCCAUACAGCUGAGCGAACAGACGCCUAAAACAAUGCGAAAUAUGCUCAUAAGACCUUAUCUGCAAACAAUUCAAUCUCAGAAAGUCAGUCAUAUUUUCAAAAGUCUGCAUAACCUCUUAUAUUAUGCAUUCAGGCCCGGCUGCUCAUUUUUACAGCUAGAUCUGUAUUGGGAUGAUUUUGUUAAAGUUCUCACCUUAGAUGGCCUUCUUCUCAGUGAGCUUGGCUCUGUGACAGCCAAAGAAAAUGCAGAACUAUCUGCACUGCUACUACUCAAUUUAUUCCAAGUUGAUACCCCCAAAAAAUGGGAUCCCAAAAGGGCCGUUGAGAGAUGCGGAAAAAAUGAUAUCUCUGUAGAUGAGCUUCCAGCCAUAGACUCAAGAUGGCUUCGAAAAAGCUCUACCAGAGUUUUUCCGAUUUUGCGGUGUUUAUCGGAAAAGUUAUUCUGGGAUCUGGAUGAAGUAACCUCUUCAGUAGUCAAAGUCUGGAAAAAUUAUAUCACCUCAAUUGCAUCACCAGCUCUGUGUGAAGUCAAAGUCUCAUUGGAGGCUAUGGACUGCUUGGCAAAUUUACUGGGGCUCACAAACCAAUUCUGGAGCACUGGAGUAAUAGGUUUGAAAGCUAUCCCGCCCAAAAAUGGAAAAUGUAGAUCACAUCAGUACUUAAACUGUCUAUUUUCGAUUAUAUCUACCGCAAUAACGGGGCUUGGAACUAAAGUCUUCACUGAGAAGUAUCUCUACAUUUCGCCUGAAAAUGAAUUUUCCCCUAUCGCAACUCUCUCGCAACAACCUGAGGAUAUCCGACUACACUGUAGAACUCCACUUCAUCAUCUGAUCCUUUUAUUUACUAAGCCUUGCCCCGGCCUAGAAUGUGACACUGAAUUUUCGAAGAUAAUCUGUCGUGUGCUUACUCCAUUUUUUGAGGCUCAAAAAUCUGGAGCAGCCAAGCUUGCAUUUAUCACACAAAUAAACUCUAUAAUUCCUUGGGAAGUUCUUGGAAGAGAGGUAGCCCAGAUGACUUGGAAUAGCCUUGCUCAUUUUGCCGUUGAAGUAAAUAAUAUAAUUUCUUCUGAAAAAGACUACAAGUGCCAUCAGUCUCUUAGUGAAGGCUAUACUAGCAUUGGAAACAUCCUUGACAGUGGAAUUAAAGUCUCACCGGACCAACCUACACGAGAAUGGAACACAUUAUUCGAUUCUCUCAUGAAUUCAACAUUAACAGCCGCGGGUAAAUCUGGAAGAGCAAUAACCAUCGAGAUAUUAUCAAAGAUUAUGUGCCAAACACCUGGCGGGUUAAACUAUUUCAAGAUCCUCUAUUCUCAAGCAGAAUAUCCCGAAGAUCUUUCUGCACUAGAGUUGGCGCGGAAGAAAUUAUCUUACGUGAAAACUAUAGAAUCAAAAUCUACUUCGUUUGACCCUUUCCACCAUUUCUAUUUCUACCUACGGGAAUACAUUAAGUCAGCAUACGAAAAUAUAAGCCAACAUAAUUUUGUUGCCCUCUUAACCUGCUCUUUACUUGGUCGCUGCCCUCCUCAGCUUCUGCUUAGCACACUCAGCGAGAUUCAAGGUGCAGUAUCAUGUUGGAUCUUUGAUGCAAAGUUGAAGUUUAAUGGUGGUGUCCAAGUAAAAAUUAUCGCAUCGCUCUGGUCAGCAAUUGAUAAGGCUCUGUCCCAAAUCGUACGCAUUAUCGACGCUAGGAUUGUACUCCAAAAUCUAGAGACUCUGGUUUGCUCAGGAAUAGAGAGCAGCCAUAAAUCUAUCGUAAAUGCGGCUGCUCAAACUUGGAAUCAUAUUUUUUGUCCUAAUAUUGAUAAACUUGAGUAUUCUGAGCGCGUGAAAAAUGCACUCCUUCAUUUAGAAAACAGCCUCGAACCAAAGCUCUCUCCUCGUUUAGCUAAUAUGGUUAUAGAUUGUGAAGCUAGGAUCACAAAAACUUUUAAUGACGCGGAUAUUGAAGCUAACCACAAAUUACAGGAAAAAUCCAAACUGGAAUUAGUAUCAGAAAUUAAGUCUCAGUCUUCUCGGCUUGAAAAACAACAGAGCUUAACUUCUAUAUCUACUUUUCAAAGUAGUGAAUCAGGCAAAAAACGUAGAAAAAGUAAACUAUUGGCAAGACAAAAAAAGAGAAAACGAGACAUAAUGUCUGGGGAUAACUACGAUAUACUGAAAACCCAGUCAGCGGCGGUUGGGACAUCGAAGUCUUUUGAACACGAAAUCGACCUACAGCUUCUAUCAAAAAACCAGAGGAAGUCACGUUUGAGGCAACGUGAGAGAAACAGAGCUCAUUCCAUGAUCAGAUUUAAAAACAAACUUGAAUCUUCUAUAUCUUCUAGUGCCUCUCGCCAAGAAUUUACAUCAUCCAAAAAUCUCCGCAGCUCAAAAAUUAUUGAAAGUUUAAAUAGUCAUUCAGUCUCAUCUCAGGCUUUAUCACUAUCAGAAAUUGCAGCUACUGACCAUAACAAUUCUUCAUCAAUUUCCCCGCCAAUAAAUGAUAUACAGACCCUCUCAGAAAAUAUCUUCCCUCCCCAAAUUUCCAAAAAAUCCUCUGGCGUUUGCAAAGUCGGAAACGUUUCGAGUCAACUUCUAAAAGCCGAAGAAGUAGGUUCUAUAGAACCUGAGGAUAUAAAUCAAGAGCCGGGGCUUGAUUUCUCUGAAUCUAAAGUUGGUCAACAUCAUUUCCAGUUUUCUAGUAGCCAAGAGGCAACCAAUUCCCAAAGAACUCAACUCUCUGACGAAGAAGGAAAAAUAAUUGAGGACAACAUGGGCACCAUAACUGUUCAGGAAACUCCUAAUACGUCAAGGUUCUUCAAGCCUGAAAAUAAACAUGGAUUCCAAUUCGUUAUGUCUGACCAGUCAGUUCAAGAAUUAUCUUCUCCAACAGAAGAAGAUUUAAGUGAAUUUGAAACCGAUCAUUAUCCACAAAAUAGUAAAUUCUGGCCAACAAUUCAGCCUAGGAUUAUACAGGGAGCUCGAGAAAGGCUAACCCAUUCGUCUCCACUAUCGAUGGGGACUUGUAAUUACACUCAACUGCCCGAGAAGUUGGCUAAAAGAUUUAUCGUUAAAUUAAGUGAGGAAAGUGACUCAACUACGACGAAUCAAUCUCUAAUCCACCAACCAUAUAAAUUAAAUUCUAGCACAAAUAUUCAGACCGAACCCCCAGGAAAGAAAAGAAAAAAUCUCCAUGACGCUGAGCUAUCUGAUACCCGGGAAGGCUUGUUGAAUCAAGCCAUGAUUGGAAUUAUUCCAUCAAAAAGGCGCAAACUUUGUAACUCAAACCGAGAGGCAAUAAUAUCCAUUAGUCCUUCAGGGCAUCCAUCUACUAUUGUUGAUCAAAAAUCACGCCGGCGCUCUUCAAGAAACCUUAAGUCUACAGAUUCCAGUCACAAUCAAACUGAAAAUAGUGAUUUUACGUUUAGAAAUAAACAUCAGCAGGGUUUUGAGAUUUUUGAAAACUUUAACAAAACUUCAAAGGACGAAAUAAUAUCAUGUUCGGUAGACUUUGAGGUCAACAAAGCUGUGCACGAUUGCAGAAUAAGAUCAGCAUUGGGCGGAAAUAGCGAUGAGGUUCAAGUCCAGCUUUCACCAGAGGCGUUACACAAGAAUGGACAAAAUGAAAGUAUUCAGAGAAGUGGCAUGAUAUCAAGAACUACAAUUAAAUGUACUGAUGGAGAUGAUGACGAUGUAGUAGAAACUGAAGGCACUGAGGCAUCUCGAUCACCAAAUUCGAGAAAAAGCAGACGUCAAGGUAGAGAACGUCAAAAGGGUGGUACAAAUUUGCCCAUCAAUAAAAACAGUACUCGAACACCCGGGAUUUUGGGCAGGAAAACUCCUGAGACAAAUUUUUCGACCGCAAAAGUACGGUCCUUGAGAUCUUUUAGCUUGAAGACUAAUACUGCUGUUAAUUUGAAAAAUUCUAGCUCUAUAAUUUCCGAAUCUAUCCUUGGAUCUGUGAAUAGCUUGAUUUUGGACCUAAAAGACGCUCAUCUGAAAAAGGAAGAUAUUAAUAAGAUAGAGGAUAAGUUAAUGGAUAUGAAGCGUGCAUUGUAUGAAGCCGAAAAGCGUGGAAGAAGGGCCCACGGGGAAUAA
Messenger RNA from Blumeria graminis f. sp. triticale, 5358 nucleotides. NCBI's taxonomy places the organism in Eukaryota, Fungi, Ascomycota, Leotiomycetes, Helotiales, Erysiphaceae. The record is from the annotation of a GenBank genome assembly.